Molecule: messenger RNA, 6030 nt
Organism: Penicillium verrucosum
Lineage: Eukaryota; Fungi; Ascomycota; Eurotiomycetes; Eurotiales; Aspergillaceae
Exons: 2
Coding region: 1-6030 (2009 amino acids)
Molecular function (GO): protein binding
Source: RefSeq, a predicted model, not a curated record
AUGUCCUUUCCAGACACUGAUGGAAAUGAUGCCAUUAUGGUUGGCCUAGAUGAUGUUCGUGACUUCAACGUGGACAACAUCCUUCCUCUCCCUCCCGCCGACAUUGUUGAGAUCAGGAAAUGGCUUCAGCCAACCGCAUAUAACCUAGAGAGAAGUGAAUACUCUAGACAUCGUCUCUCAUACCUUGCGGGAACGGGAAAGUGGCUCACCUCUACAACAACAUUUCAACAGUGGGACCAAGGCGACGAAGGUGGGCUGUUGUGGGUCAAAGGUAUCCCAGGCUCCGGCAAGUCUGUCCUAGCUGCUUCAAUCAUCAAUCAGUUACAAAAGGAUGGCAUUCCUGUCAUAUAUUUCUUUUUCAGACAGAUCAUCGAUGCCAACCAUCAGCCAGUGUCUGCUCUGCGGGAUUGGUUAUGUCAACUUUUGGAUUACAGCCCUGCCCUGCAAGUCAAGCUGAAGAAUUAUAUUGACGACUACCGUGAUUUGGACAGCUUGUCCCCAACCGAUCUCUGGAAAGACCUGAAGCUAGCACUGGCCACAUUCCCCAAGGUCUACUGUGUCACAGACGCUUUGGAUGAGAUGGACCAGGGGAAUGAUGAGUUCCUCCACGCUUUGGUGGAUUUGGGCCAGUGGCGCCCGUCUAAUGUCAAGGUUUUCAUCACGUCGCGCCCAGUAUCAAUAGUAGAGAAUUCUUUGAGGUUAUUCUCCAUUCCCCAGAUUCGACUGGAAGAGAAACGCGUCGAUCUCGACAUCGCAGCCUAUGUACAAUACAAACUUCGUCACUCAUCGAUCGCCCCUGAAUCCUGGAGUGUCAUAGAGGAAGCCAUUCCUGGUCGGGCGAAUGGGCUGUUCUUAUACGCCAAGCUUUCAAUGGAUGCAUUUCUUGAGCCAGGUGCCGACGCAAAUGAGGUGCUCAAGGCAUUGCCGGCUGACCUGAACGUCAUGUACAAUAAUCUGUUGCACGAGCAUGCAAUACGCUCGGCUGUUCCCGAAGAUUUGCAAUUUCUUGUGUUGCAGUUUGUCACCCAUGCCACACGCCCACUCCGUAUUCUCGAGAUCGCUGAAAUGGUGAAAAGCGUCCAAGGUCCAACUACAGAUCGCAGUCUGAAAGAUACAAAAGACUUGGUGCGAGCCGCUUGUGGCCCGCUGCUCGAAAUUCUCCCUGAUGAGACGAUCUCGGUCGUUCACCACUCAUUCACUGAGUUCUUGAAAGGAUUCACUCGUUCAAGCGAGUCGGAUGAUACGACAUAUCCGAUCCUUCAACCGGGCUCAACGAACAAAUGCCUGGCUAUUGCGUGCCUGGAGUAUCUCAUGUCUGGCUGCCUAGUCGAUCACCAAAUGAAGGAUACUACCGACAAAUGGGAAUAUGUAAACCCUAAAGGCGACGAGCUACGAGAACUGAAGCUCCGGUUCCCGUUCCUAGAAUAUGCAGCGCAUAAUUGGUAUAUUCACAUCCGUCGUGCAGUUUCAGCGGGUGAAGAUAUGGCACUCGUCUACACUAUGCUUGAUGGUUUCUUUGCGAAAAGGCGGGAGUUUACCACUUGGCGAGUUUUGGCAUGGCCUAAAGCUGAAACCCGGGGCAUCACCACGCUUCAUGUCGCUGCGUGGGCUGGCUUGGCUGGAUACGCCGCACACUUGCUUGAAAGAGGAGAUACCAUAGAAACGCGAGAUGCUUGCGAAAAUACAGCCUUAUACUGGGCUGCCACUUCCGGCCACGACGACGUGGUACAGGUUUUGCUUGCCAACGGAGCCGACCCCAACGCAGAACAUAAGGAAGGAUACAACGCACUGCAUAUGGCAGCUAAAAAGAAUCACGCUGCAGUGGCUAAACUUUUGCUUACUGCUGGCGUUGACCCGCUCACCCCCAAGACGAAAGAGGAACCCGGAAUGAGGUGUGGGAACGCACCUACAUCACGCGGAAAUACACCUCUCAUGUACGCAUGUGAUAAUGGCCAUGUGGAGACGGUAGCCGAGUUCCUACCUUUUUUGAAAAGCAUUCACACAUGUCAGCAAGCCCUUUGCUGGGCGGCGAAUGCGGGGCAAUGUGCAGUGGUUGAGUUGAUCAUUCAACAUCCAGGUGUUGAUGUGAACGGGACAUGCCGAGGGGCGACUGCUCUCUUUGCAGCUUGUCGCGGUCGCGGAGAUGUAAACACCAUUCGUGCAUUAUUGCGAGCGGGAGCCGAUCCAAACAUAUUGUGUGCACACACAAGAAAAAUGUUUCCUAGGUACAUGCUCAGGUCAGACAAUGAUACGGAUCAAGAUCCUACAAGGGGGAAUACCGCAUUACAUGCACUUUGUGGAUACGGCAAGAGAAGAGGCACUGUCUCGUCAGCGAGCGUGGAUUCUCUGCUUCAGGCAGGGGCCAAUGUUCAUGUACGAAGUCCUGCCGGCGUAACGGCCCUGCACUAUGCCUGCGAUUACCACCAAGCGGAUGUGGUCAAGAUGUUACUCGAAGCUGGGGCAGAUCCUACGGCAGAAGACGAUUCCGGGGCUACACCAUUACACACAGAAGGAAAUAGAGACGAAGAACUGCUUCCCGUGCUUUUGGGCACAGGAACAGUCGAUAUCAACAAGGCCAUUGGGAAAACUAAAAUGACCCCAUUGUUAUUUCGGCUUCAGGGCUUUCAUAUGGACCGAGUUUUUGCAUUCUUGGAGUAUAAGCCUGAUGUCAAUAUCGCUGACAUCUCGGGCAAUGGUCCGCUACACAAGGUUCUCGCGGACUAUAAGGCUCACGGUGGUGUUAUCGAUGCCUUGAUAUCUCUGGGCGCCAAUCCAAAUGCGAUGAACAAUGAAGGAAAUACCCCGUUGCACACCAUGAAUGGUCAACAUAGCCCAUUCAUUUCCAAGUUCGUUGAUGCUGGUGCAGACCUCGAAGCUCGAAAUCACGAUGGCUAUACAGUUCUUUUCAAACAUGCAAACGAUGAGCCCUUUCAGACAUUGAUUGAUCUGGGCGCUCGCCUCGAUACGCGGGACUCUACUGGCCGAACUCUGUUGCAUCGCUGUUGCACAAACACCGAUCGCUUGGACUAUCUGAUAAGCCUCGGCCUAGAUCCUUUGGCCACAGAUCAUCAAGGGAACUCCCUUAUGAUGGAAGUUGCCGCUACCAAGAACUGCAAACAGCCUGCUAUCAUGAAACAUCUGGUAGCACUGGGUUUGGACAUAGAUCAAGCAAACCAUCGUGGGAGGACCGCUCUUCAUGCCCUGUGUGCUGUGUUCAAGCUUUCAUCCUCGUCAGAAGAAGAAGAUGGCCUGGAUUAUCUGCUUGGAGUCUGCAAGAGCGUGAACUCUAGUGAUUGUCACGGUGUUCAGCCCCUGCACCUCGCCGCCACAAUAUCCGAGUCCCAUGUCCUGAAGCUUCUCAGUGCCGGUGCAGACAUGUUCAAAGUAACAAACGAAGGAAUGUCGGUGCUCCAUAUAGCAGCUCGCACCCGCCAGCCCAAUAUUGUGGCUCUCUUCUGCUCUAGGCUUAUAGCACUCGGGGCGGAAGUUCGAGCUGCAUUUGUGAACCAACAGACCACCAAAGGGGAAACAGCCCUCCACUAUGCUUGCCGUUCGGGUCGCCCUGAGACCGUCCAAGAAUUGCUCGAAGCCGGCGCCGAUCCCACCAUACUGGACAGUGGAGAUCGUUCACCUUUCAGAGCAUGUGCGCAGUUUGAGACAGAAGAACAACUAUGGAGCGGUUAUAGGAAGGUAGUGCGGAGGGACUACCUCCAUGCCGCCGGCAUCCUAGAUACGGAGCAUGAUACAGUUCGCCUGGAUGAGAUUCUCGAUUUACUUGUUCGUCAUGGAGCCCUCUCUCCCGGUAAGGAUUGUCUCCAAAGGACGUUUGAUGAAGCCAUUUCGAAUCGGUACGAAUACACUCUGGAUGCUCUCUCACGAUUGCAAUCUCGCCUUCCUGACGUGAAAUCAUAUCACCCCUAUGGGCUCAGCUAUCUCAUUUGCAAAGGCCGUCUGGAUGCGACAAAACAAGCGUUUAGAGAGCACGACGGACGUGACCCUACAUUAUUCACUGGACAUGAUUACACCUCCUUUAUGACAAAGUUAAUGUUCGCCAGGCAGUACGACCUGUUUGAAGAGGGAGCAGGGAAGAAGCUUAGUGUCUCCAAACUCAGUCGCUCCGAUGCCUCUUUAAUGCAUCGUCUUGUGGGCUGGGGAUAUAAAGAGCUGCUGGAACGUGUUUGUGAUAAGGAUGCCGCACUAAGGUUUGAUGACCACAAAUGGUGUCGAGAGGCAGAAAAGGAACAAGAAUGCGUUGUGGGAUCUACGCAGCCUCUGCUGGUGACUGCAUGUGAGCGCAAUUUGCCCAAUAUGGAUGUGGUGGAAUUCCUUGUUGAGAAGGUCGGCGUCAACCUUAACGCCCAAUUCAGAAGCAGCCCAGUAUGGGAGGGUACGAAAACGGCCGGAGGGGCCCUUCAUAAGCUCGCGGUCGGGCGCAGUUGGUGGCAAGUUUACAAAGCAUUGCCGUAUUUGAUCAAAAAGGGGGCAGAUCUUGAGCUGCGUAGUGAGGAUGGAGAGACACCAUUACAUGCAGCCAUGAAUCCCAAACAUGGUCCCUUCCGCAGAGAUGCCGUGGAGGUUCUCAUUGAGUGCGGCGCAGAUGUCAAUGCCGUGGAUGACAAGGGAGAGACAUGUUUGUCAAAAGCCGGUAAUGAUCUAGAGAUGACCAGGCUACUCAUGGAUCACGGCGCCCAUAUUAGUGCAGCGGCCAUUUUCUCUGCGAUUGCAAUGGGCGAAAUUGAGAUAUUGGAAACAUUGCUGUCACAGGGUGAUUACGCAAAUCUCAGACGACCUGACCCAGUUACCCCUCGGGAAGAAAGCGAACUCGAGCUCAGUAUUCUUGAUUCCGAGGUCUCGCCUCUUCUCUCUGUCGCCAUACCUAAACUGCGGUCCAUCAAGUAUUACUAUAGUAAGCCACCAUCUCGCUCGAAUGUGGAUGAGGAUUUACUCGACGCCCGUAUCAUGACAAUACUACUCAAUCACGGCGCAGAUCCAUUUGGCACAUAUGUCGGGGAGCUCCCAUGUCCAGCAUUCUACAUGAAGGCAACAUACUCAAACCUGGGUGGGCCUGAUAUCUCGCACCCACGGAUUGAACCCCAAAGACACACUAUCAUCCAUGAAAUUCUGAAAUCAGAUCACAUAAGUGGGCCAUUCUUUCAAUUACCAUCGUUAGAGCUUGAGCGGCGGGAUUCAAGCGGUUGCACAUUGCUUCUUGCAGCUUCCCAGAGCGAGAAUACACUGAACACCAAGGUCGAUGUUAUUGAAGCUGGGACAACCAUUACGAAAACAAUUUUCCAAGAGCUCAUAGACCGUGGCGCAAAUGUCAUGGCACAGGACAACGAUGGCAAUACCAUCCUCCACCAUCUAGAAUCCUUCGAGGCCGACUCAGAGUUUUUCAAAACUCUCAAGGAAGUUAUCAUCAAGAAUCCGGGGCUUCUCAAUCAGCGGAAUAAGAAGGGUGAAAAUUUCUUUCACCGCAUCCUGAUUUUAGAAGACUUCGAUCUUAUCGAUGAUCUUCUCGAACUGGGUGCUAAUCCUCUCCAGCCAGACCCGAAUGGAAACACGGCGCUUCAUCACUUGGCUGAGCACCUCGACAAGACCCAGGCUCACUUCAAGCGAUUCCUAGAAGCGGGCAUAGAUAUCAACUCUCGUAACAACCAGGGCGACACACCUCUUUUCAAAUUUAUUGAGAGUGGUGUUGUAGCUUCUGGGAGCUACUGUGAUGACGAUUCUUAUGAAGAGGAGGAUGACCUCACCCGAGCCAUCUUCGACCUCUUCGACGAGGCUGGAGCUGACUUCUUCGCACAAAACAAUGCAGGCUCUUCAUUGCUCCAUGUGUUGGCCUCUAAGAAGGUAAGUGACUGGCGCGCUGAGAAAUCCUCUCACAAUCUGGUCCGGCGAUUCCAGAUUCUGAUGGAUCGGGGACUUGACCCUUUGGCUGAGGAUGCACGCCAGCGGACUAGUUUGGAUGUUGCUGUUGUUUGUGGUAGUGACCAUAUCAUGAAUUUAUUUGCGCGAAAGCCGAUGGAGUAG